UUGCACCAUACCUCCUUGUUUAGUGUGCCUGCAAAGGCCCGAAACCGAUUUUGGCUGUUGGUCCGCCAAGAAGACACCAUCAAGAAUACCACCCAACCGUUGAAGAAUAAACAUUCAUCCGCCAGACAUUCCUUGUUACACUUAAGAAAGGGGCUCAGGGGGUCACCACUGGAGAAGUCUUGAUGGUGUUGAAGCUCACCGAGCCUCACCUUGUCUCAGAUGAGCUUAGCGUGGAUGUCUUACCUCGGAGCCCCACAUUCGGCAGCCCCACAGUUGACGUCCGGGUGGUGCUGCAGCUUCACGAACUCCAGAAGCAGCGAGCUCUUGGCCUUGAACAAUCGAAAGACAUUCGGAUAUCUGAGUCACAUGCCGAGAGCUUCACAUCGCCGCAUCAGCAAUCGUUUCUGUAUGAUUCAUUUUGAGUAAGAAGCUCGAUUGCCACUCAAAAGGGUAGAAGGGUUUUAUUUAUUUAUUCUUUCUCGGGGUUUCGCUUUCCAGUUUGGUCUUAUUCAACAACAACUGGUCUUGGCGCUGUUGCCACUGCUCACUUAACGACCAUCUUUCAUUUUCACCACUGACGGUCAAUACCUCAUCAACAACGAACAAAACACCAUCCCUUUUAUUUUGUUAUUGUCAAAAACAAUAUCUAGAGACGUCAGUUCAACAAGACGACAUAAUGAUACCCCACCACCCCAAACCCGGCACCAGCACAACCCACAGCACCCAAGCAGUAACCUCCCCCCCACGCCCCUCCCGCGUCGUCCCAAAACCCAUUCCCCCUCAACAAACCCUCGACACUCGAACCUACCAAAUCAACCAGCUCAAACGCCGCUAUCCCUCCCACAAGGAAACCUCGUUGCCAGGCGGCACCGGCACCUCCCUCAGCUUCAACCUCGUCCCGUCAGACCCCGACUUCCCCUUUGACCUCCCCCAGCUGGAAUGCGACCUCCACAUUCCUUCUAAAUACCCCAAGUCACCCGCCAAAUUACACGUCAAAAACUCUGAUAUCCCCCGAGGCUUCGCGAUUAACAUCGAAAAGGGAUGGGACAAGCUGGUUGAGGAACGGAAGGGGGGAGGCGGGACGCUGUUGAGUCUGGUAAAUGGGCUUGACAAGAGAUUAGAGGGGUUGCUGAGCGAGGAGAAGGCCGAGACGGUGAAAUUGACGAUUUUUAAAGACACCAGACACCUGGAUCGACAGCGAGUGGAGGAGGAGGAGGAGGAGGUGUCAAAAACUGAACCGGUUGUUGUGCCUCCUGUUAGGAGAGCUUAUAUCCCCUUGGAGACCUUCACGCAAGCCCAGAUUGCAGAGGCGAAAGCCCGGCGCGCGCAGGAAGUUAGACAGCUCGAGGCAAGAAUGGGGCGGUUACAGCAUUAUCACCGGUCGAGUGAUGGGAUUAUUUACACGUUGCCUCUUGAUCCGAAGAAGAGGGCCGAGUUACCGGGGGAGUUGAAGGGGGUCAUGUCGGUGCAGUUGGUUGUGCCGUUGUUGUAUCCGUUGCAGAAUUUGAGGGUGCUGCUGAAUGAUGUUGAGGGAGGGAAGGAAGGGGAGGAGCUGGCGGAGGGGGUGAAGGAGGUUGAGGUUAGGGAGGCGGAGCAUGCUGCUAGUGUUGAGAGGGUUGGGCAGGUGGAUAGGGGGCAUUUGCAUGUUAUUCCCAGGCCGCCGGAGUGGGGGUUUGGAGAUGAUGGGACAGAAUCUUCUAACUACGACUCUGAGGAUGAGGAUGAUGAGGGUGGUGCUGAGCUUGGGAAGGAUAGCGAGGAAAUGGGGGGGUCGCCACUGCCUACUCGGACGAUUGAGAAGGGGACAGCGAUGUUAUUCCCUUCGAUUGAACUGCAUGGGAUUGAGCUGCUUCAGGUGUCGGUUCUGAGCCUCAAUGUCAAGUGCGAUCGUUGCAAGACGCUGAACGAAGUCACGGGGCUGAAGAAUAACCUGGAUAAGGCGAGCAGCUGCAAAAAGUGUGCCACUGCUUUUACUGUUGGGUAUCGGCAAGAGCUGGUGCACAUGAACUCCACAAGGGCGGGCUUCAUUGAUGCUACUGGGUGUACAGUUGCCGAUUUGUUACCAAGCACCUUUGUCCCAACAUGCGGCAAAUGCUCCCACCCCUCUCUCGGCCUCGUCUCCGUCCGCGGCGAGACAACGACCAACAUCUGCCGGGAAUGCCACGCCCGCUUCGCCUUCAAGAUCCCCGACGUCAAAUUCCUCGACUACGCCCCCGGCAUGCACACUAGGCUACCGCCUACCUCUGGUCCUCGCCGCAAGACAGAAAAACUGGGUCUUCACGCUGGUGAACCUCUCCCGGAAAAGGGGUCCUGCCAGCACUACAAGAAGAGCUACAGAUGGUUCCGGUUUUCGUGCUGCUCAAAGGUGUAUCCGUGUGACAAGUGCCACGAUGCGGCUGAGGAGCACAUCAAUGAGUGGGCGAACAGGAUGAUUUGCGGGUGGUGUUCACGGGAGCAGAAUUACAGUGUGGAGAGUUGUGCGUUUUGCGGAAGGAGCGUGAUUGGGAAGAGGGGCAGUGGGUAUUGGGAGGGGGGGAAGGGGACGAGGGAUAAGAGGUUGAUGAGGAGGGGGGAUAAGAGAAAGUAUAGACGGGUGGGAGGGGGGGAGACGAGGAAGGAUUGA
Messenger RNA from Podospora pseudopauciseta, 2623 nucleotides. RefSeq lists its product as uncharacterized. Gene Ontology annotation, molecular function: zinc ion binding. NCBI's taxonomy places the organism in Eukaryota, Fungi, Ascomycota, Sordariomycetes, Sordariales, Podosporaceae. Bases 677 to 2623 code for a protein of 648 amino acids. The transcript is spliced from 3 exons. The record is from RefSeq and is a predicted model, not a curated record.